AUGAAUACUAUUAAUAAUAAUAAUGUCUUAAAUAAUAAUAAUAAAUCUGAAGGUUUUCCAAAUAACUCAUUGGUUUUUGAACAACUUGGUUACCCAAAUAAUGCAUUCGAUCCAUUUUCAAUGGUUUAUGGGCCACAAAGAACUUUUCAAGAUAUUAAUAAUGAUAUGACAUAUGUUUUAAAUUGUAUUGCAAAUUUAAGACCAUUAAUAGAGGGUUUUUAUACAAUAUUUUUUGAAAAACCUAAAGAUACAAAGAUAACCAAAGAACAAUUGGAGAAUAUUAUUGAUGAAAUGUUGGGUGAAAAUAACAAAUGUUCAAAUGUUUGGAAAAAAAAUUGUAAUGAAUUAAUGAUGGAAGUUUAUAAAUGCUCAAAUGAAUUAAAAGAAUUUAUUUUAAAGGAUAAACAAACAUAUUUAGAAUGUGAUAAAAAGAAAACAAUGAAUUUAAGAAAUAUUUUAACAGAAAAUGUUAAUAUAAUGGAAAAGAAAAUUCAAGAAUUAUUAAUAUUUUUUUCAUCAUUAGAAUAUAUUGAAUAUAAUAUUAAUAUAUACUAUGAAUGUAUGUUAAUUUAUAUUUCAUUUAUUAAAAAUAUUGAUUUGUUGUGGGAAGUUUAUGAUGUAGAUCCAAUUUAUAUUUCAGGUUCAAAAAAAAAUGAAGUAAGAGAUAUUUCAUCAUUUAGAGAAAGAUUACAUUUAUUUAUUUCAUCCUUUAUUAAAGAUGUAGGAAGAACAUCUAAUAGAACCAAGCUACAUCCAGUAUGGCAUGAAAUGCAUAAAAUAUUAACCUUUGAUUUAAUAUUGUACCCACAGAGAUUAGAAAUUUAUUCUGGUUUAAAUAUUGAUAUCGAUCAAUC
This is a messenger RNA of Dictyostelium purpureum, 854 nucleotides long. RefSeq lists its product as uncharacterized. Gene Ontology annotation, molecular function: toxin activity. The record is from RefSeq and is a predicted model, not a curated record. The annotation marks the transcript as partial. Lineage: Eukaryota; Evosea; Eumycetozoa; Dictyosteliales; Dictyosteliaceae. The transcript is spliced from 4 exons.